Molecule: messenger RNA, 681 nt
Organism: Ixodes scapularis (black-legged tick)
Lineage: Eukaryota; Metazoa; Arthropoda; Arachnida; Ixodida; Ixodidae
Exons: 1
Coding region: 1-681 (226 amino acids)
Source: RefSeq, a predicted model, not a curated record
AUGGUAACAGUACUGGCCACAGGGUACAAAGGAGUCAUCACAUCCCUGUUGUGUAACGUACCCCUGGAUGGGGAGCUUACCGAGUACACGUCUUUGAAGAUGGCGGAGUCCAUGGGCUCGGCUGCUUGCUUCGUGAACUUCCCAGAAGAAAUCGUACAUCGGGCUUGGCCCCACUCGGACUACGAACAGAUGGUCGAAAAAAAUUACGAUUGCUUGGAUUCAUCAGGAAAGCUGCUUGCGAAAGCUGGCAAGAGGGCCUGGUUCGUUUUCAAGCCUAGCUCGGACGAGGCUGUAAGCCUCAAAGAAGAGCUCUUUCGAUUCGGCUUCGUGCAGACGAACACGCUCCUGUCGCCCGUAAUCACGGGACCUCGGUUAAGAUCGAAUUCGCCGUACUACGGGUCUAUAAACAAACUCUUGAGCCAUGCUUUUGAAGCCGGUUUGUUUGUAGAAACGGAGCGACUGGCGGAGUUCAAGAGUAGGGUUAGGCGUGAACAAAAGUACGGCCGGUCCUCGAAUACCGGAAAGGAAGCACUGGAACUAAGUGACUUCCGACCGUGCAUUGUUAUUUGGGUGGUCGGAAUCGGCCUCAGCUUCCUCGCGUUUGCAGUUAGUCACGUGGUUGCCCACUUCCACCCACCGCGUUCUCGCAUAACUCGGCACGCUGUUCACCGGGUCAGGUGA